Messenger RNA from Rhea pennata, 1172 nucleotides. It is a transcript of the gene CUTC, whose product is annotated as cutC copper transporter. Lineage: Eukaryota; Metazoa; Chordata; Aves; Rheiformes; Rheidae. Gene Ontology annotation, molecular function: copper ion binding. The transcript is spliced from 9 exons. The coding region runs from base 89 to 844 and encodes 251 amino acids. The record is from RefSeq and is a predicted model, not a curated record.
ACUUCCGGACACCCCUGGGCGUCACCAUGACAAUCUGCGGCACGUGACCGAGAGCCAGCAGCGACCCCCGCGCGCCGCGAGCGCAGGCAUGGACGAUGGCUUCCUCAUGGAGGUGUGUGUGGACUCGGUGGAGUCCGCCGUGAACGCGGAGCGCGGAGGUGCCGGCCGGAUCGAGCUGUGCGCGGGCCUCGUGGAAGGAGGGACCACCCCCAGCAUGGGGCUGCUGCAGGUGGUGAAGCAAUGUGUGCGAGUCCCUGUGUUUGUGAUGAUCCGACCUCGCGGGGGUGAUUUUCUCUACUCGGACCGUGAGGUGGAAGUGAUGAAAGCUGAUAUUCGCCUGGCCAAGCUGCAUGGGGCCGAUGGGCUGGUAUUUGGGGCUCUCACGGAGGAUGGGCGCAUUGAUACAGAGCUCUGCACAGCCUUGCUGGCUGUUUGCCGUCCUCUGCCAGUCACCUUUCAUCGAGCCUUCGACAUGGUUCAUGACCCCCUGGUAGCACUGGAGACCCUGAUUUCUCUGGGGUUUGAGCGGGUGCUGACCAGUGGCUGUGACAGCUCUGCGCUGGAGGGCUUGUCCUUAAUUAAGAGACUUACUGAGCAGGCGAAGGGCAGGAUCGUGGUAGUGCCAGGGGGUGGCAUCACGGAGCGCAACCUGCAGAGGAUUCUGGAAGGCUCCAGUGCUUCUGAGUUUCACUGCUCUGCUCGUUCAGUCCGGGACUCAGGGAUGAAGUUCAGAAAUCUGAACGUUGCCAUGGGAGCGUCCUUCUCUGCCCCUGAAUACUCCAUAAAGGUGGCAGAUGUGGCCAAAGUGAGGACCCUGAACGCAAUUGCAAAGAACAUUCUGUAGGGGAAGGCACCAUGCUGGGACAAGAGCACUGAGAUUCCAGAGUCUUCCCUGCUAUAUGGACAGAUGGGUACUGCUUCCAUCCUCAGGCUGUGGAGGACAUCAACUAGGUGACGAAGCCUGACAUCUCUUCCCUUGGCUUUCCCUGAAUGAUCAGUCCCUGGCCUGGAGACUUAAGUUGGCCAUUUUAUUCAAAGGACUCAUUCCUGGAUGUUGUGGCAACAAGCUAUUCAGCAGCAUUUGGGGAGGAAGGGAGCUGAGCAACAAGGGGGACUGGACUGUUUAGCACUGCAUGUGAUUGUCAAAUAAACACUGCAGCAGCUGCUCCCUC